AUGUCAUCGUCAACAGCAUCAACCUCAUUUUCUAAAGCUACCCCAGCACAGCAAAACAAACCAUAUACCAAAAUAUUUUGGCCAAUAAGGUGUAUCGAUCAAAAAUCUGGUUAUCUAAUAGGUUUAAAUACACGUAGUUUUGUAGUGUGUGUUGUGGAUAUAGUAACCGAUGUACCAUUAAAAGAGUUGGAGAUUAUUUUAAAUAAAAUGUCUUUCGAUCGUAGGAUGUUAAAUUGCCCAUUAGGAUACUCACCCAAGAUUUUGGGUGAGUGGAUUGGUAAAGAUAAAACAGUUAUUCCUUCACCACCAAAUAAUUUGCACGAGCUAGAUAUUUGGAUAUCAAUGGAAAGAACUGAAUCUGGAGAUCCAUAUUUACGUAAAAUAUAUUGUAAUGAAUACAAAAUUCAAACGUCAUCACAAAUCGUAUUGUAUGAUGACACACCACCAUACUACUAUACAUCAAUACCAAUUAAAUUCGAAUCAAUGUUAUCACUUGUUUCAAAAACUACAAAUAAUAAUCAAUCAAAUAAGCUAUUGAAAUCCAAUAACUCUGUUUUUUCACCAUCCUCAUCUUCAACUGCACCAUCCUCACCAACAUCAAAAAAGCAUCAAAUUGGCUCUGAAUUAGAAUCAACAUUUAAACAAAUCAAUUGUUCACAUGACAUUAAAACAAUACUACAUGAGGCUAUUCAAAAACAUUUCCAAUAUAAACAAAGAAUAGAACAACAAAAGAAGAAAGAGGAGCAACAAAAGCAAAAAUUAGAUCAAAAAAAUGACUCACAGUCAGAUACCGAUAGUGAAAAUCAAUCAUUCUUUUCUAAAACCUUAUUCACUUUAAGAUUUAGAAAAAACAGUAGAAAACAACAAGAUAAUACUCAAUCAUUAAUUCAACAAUCAUCAAAACCAAAUGAUAGUAAUAAUAGUAAUAGCACAAAUAAUAGCAAUGGUGAUAAUAAAAAGUCAAUUAAAGAUAUAUUAUUAAGUCCAUUAUAUUUCUUUAUAUGGUUUGUUCAAGUAUUUUCAAGAUUAAUAGAAAAGAUAUUGUAUAUACCGGCACCACUUUAUAAGGGAGGACGAUUAAAAGAUAUGACAACACUAGGUACUCAUUUAGAUAAUAGAAUCUUUCAAGUUAAACAGCUCUCAAAACAGUGGAACCAUUUAAAAAAGAAAACCUAUUGGAUAAACAAUAAUGAUGACAGAUCAUCCUAUAUAGAAUUUCAUAAUAGUGCAUGGUUAAUAUUUAAUGAUAUAUUACUAGGUAUCGCAGCAGGAUUAUUAUUAAAUUUCUUUAGUGACCGUGUUUUGUUUUUAAUUGGAAAGUUAAACUUUUUUUUAAAUAAUGAUUUAUUAAAGUCUUUAAUUUUAUGGUUAAUGGGAUGGCCAGGUGGUUUCAAAUUAAAUGAAAAUUUAGAUAAAUUCUUUGGUAGAUUAGUAUUGUAUUAUAUUGAUAAAUGGAAUUUGAUAACAGCAGCAAUUUCACCUCAUGGUCAAUUGUUUUUACAAAUCAUUUGUUUAAGUGGUAUUAUGGGCUUAUCAUUUUUAAUUAGUGUUGUAAUUGACUUAUUUUAUAUUUUCACAUUACAUAUUUCAGUAUUUUAUAGUGUAUCAGCAAGAUUUUAUUUAUUACAACUAUUACUGCUAAAUUCAUUGUGGAACUUGUUUAGAGGUGUUAAAUUUAAUCCUCUUAGGAAAAGAAUUGAUCAUUGCGAUUUCGAUGUAUAUCAAUUAUUAUUGGGUACAUUGUUGUUCACUUUAAUCUUUUUCUUGUUCCCAACUACUGCUAUUUAUUACUUAUUCUUUGCCGUAUUCAAAGCUGGUGUUAGCAUUGUAAAGGGAAUUUUUGCACUACUAUUACACUUUUUAAAUACUUUCCCAUUAUUCAAUUUGCUAAUAUUUUCAAUUGAUAAAAGAUAUUUACCAGGUGGUGUUAUUUUCGAAUAUAAAAAGAAGGAUAUGGAUAAUUUUAAAAAUAACCCAAAUAUUAUUGUCGACUCUAUUGAUCAACAGCAACAACAGGAUAAGGAUAAACAACAACAACAACAACAGGUUGACCAACAAUUAAAUAACGAUGGUAGUGGUAGUUUAAUUAACUCUCCAUCAACAACCAAUACAAAUAAUAGUUCAUCAACAUCAAUUUCAUCACCAGUUAUUAUUCAACACUCUAGAAAUUUAAGUGGUACUUUAAUUGGCAGCACUGGCGGUGGUGUUGUCUCAAAUUCAACUAAUAUAUCAACAUUAGGAUCAUACCACAAGAGAAACCUCAGUCAAUCAUCAACCUCACCAAUAACCAGAAUAUCCGCUCAAUUAUCUUUAGAGAUCACUUAUUUUACCAUUAAAAUAAAACCAACAAAUUUAUCAACUUUCUUUUUACCAACAAUCCACUUAAUUCAAAAUACAAUUAAAACUUAUCAUCCAUCGAAAUUAUCGAAAUGUUUCUUUAUGGGUAAACCAUUAAAUAAAAUUUCAUAA
Messenger RNA from Dictyostelium purpureum, 2469 nucleotides. RefSeq lists its product as uncharacterized. The transcript is spliced from 4 exons. Gene Ontology annotation, cellular component: membrane; endoplasmic reticulum. Lineage: Eukaryota; Evosea; Eumycetozoa; Dictyosteliales; Dictyosteliaceae. Gene Ontology annotation, biological process: GPI anchor biosynthetic process. Bases 1 to 2469 code for a protein of 822 amino acids. The record is from RefSeq and is a predicted model, not a curated record.